This is a messenger RNA of Pocillopora verrucosa, 2768 nucleotides long. Its product is annotated as WD repeat-containing protein 38. Gene Ontology annotation, molecular function: protein binding. The record is from RefSeq and is a predicted model, not a curated record. Gene Ontology annotation, biological process: protein polyubiquitination. NCBI's taxonomy places the organism in Eukaryota, Metazoa, Cnidaria, Anthozoa, Scleractinia, Pocilloporidae.
UGGUCGAAUUGGCCGAGAUGUCUGUGAAAUGAUUUUCAUGACUUUUCCCAGAGGAGAGUUUUGUGGAGCUCUCGUUAAAGCAUCAUUUGUUAGUUGUCACGUGACUCUUCAUUAUAAAUAACACCAAUUUGGCUCAGGUUACUAAUCGUCGCUAAUGUAGUCGUGGGAAAAUAUAUUUUCUAUUUUGCAUAUUUUAAAAUCUCAAGAGCUGGAGUGACAGAAUUUCUUCCAACCUUUCGAGAAAGUUCUGCGAUAUUUUUAGCACAAUUUUCUUCGAUGAUCUCUUAACUUACGGACCACAGCGGUUUUCAAGCCAAAACUAAGACAAACAAGGACAAGAAAAUACUGACGAAGGGAAAUUGCGUGGAUUGUAGCAAGCAUCCUGAGUUGGUUAUCAAGUCAUGAAAUGGAUAAUUCUAGAUUUAGAAGAAUAACUUUUGUUUUCGUGGUAGAUAAGAUGUAGUGAUUUUUUUGUUGCUAUCCAGCGUCGAUCACAAGUUUUCUAACUCUCGGAAUGAGUGUGUCAGCAGAAAAGCAGACUCAUCUAAGCGGCCAUAAGUGGCACAUUUCCGAACUUGAAUUUAGUCCUGAUGGACUUCAUCUCGCAUCCAGUAGCUGGGAUAAAACUUUGCGGAUAUGGGAUCUUAGUACGCUGGAAUCAGUGUUUGUCUUGAGGCAUCAUCGCAGCCCUGUGACCUGUCUUUCUUGGCAACCAGGAGUGGGGACCGCGGGUUGUCUUGGCGUACUUGCUUCGGGUUCUGCAGAUAGUACGGUGGCUUUGUGGAGCGGGGAGACAGGCAAACUUCUGCAGGCACUUUCACCUCAUAAAGGAUGGGUGUUGGGUACUUCCUUCUCGAGCGAUGGCACUUUACUAGCUUCUGCUGCUUGGGACAAAACUGUUUGUCUAUCCGAUGCGCGUACGGGACAAAUGUUGCAGAAACUGACGGGGCAUUCAACUGGUGUAUGGACUUGUGCCUUCCAGACGAGCAUCGGUGCGGGUCUACUUUGUUCAGGCGCGGAUGAUGGCUCUUUAAAGAUUUGGGACACGCGAACAGCAAGCUCAGUGAUGAGUUUGGUAGGAGGACACGAAGAUAGCGUGAAAUGUUGUGCUUGGUCUCCAGAUGGCAGUUACAUCGCCUCUGGUGCUACUGAUAGCAAGAUUUCUUUGUGGGAACCAAGAAGUGGAACCUUGCUGAUCAAAAUCAGAGGGCAUGAAGAUGCUGUAAAUAAGUUGCAGUUUUAUCCUGUUAUCAGUAGCAAAUCAGUGCCACUGAUUUUUUCUGUUGGAGACAAUUCAUGCCGUGCAUGGCAUCCAUUGAGGAAGCGUGGAAAACAGCUUCAGAUGAUCAAACAGCACAGGGUGGGAUCAGAGGUGGAAGCCCUUUCUCUGUCCCCAGAUGGGACUCUAUUAGCUACAGGUGCUCGUGACAAAGACAUCAUUUUGUCUUCAUUGGAUGUCUCUCUGACUGAGGUUGAUGCACUUCCUAUUGAGGAUCAGAAUGAAGCUGCAAUAAACUAUGGCGCUACACUGUGGAAGAAGUACACCCGUAAAGUUAUGCAGAGAAUACUUUGUGAACCUGGUGUAGGGACCGAUGAAAAUGAUGACUUUUCUCAAUCUUCAAAUAAUCCCAAAAACACAGCAUCCUUGGUUGGACGUGCCGUGAACAGGACUGAAAGUAAAGCAAAAGAAAAUUCUGUGGAGAAAGCAGUGAUACAUGUAAAUGAAGUUGAUAAAGAUGCUCAGUCUGAUGGUGUGUUACGAGAGCAGAGAGCAAGACUGCGCAAAAGUUCACGACCUGAGACCCCUUUAACCAAUGGUCCUGUAAACAAUUCAACACAUGAGAUAGAUGAAGUGCGACAACAACUGCGACAUGUAAAGCUUGACAAUCCCAUGCAAAAUGGGGUAACGAAUGGUCAUCAGUAUGCUGACACAAAUGGUCAGUUUUCCCAUUUUAAUUCUUUUGACAAAGGCCAGACAGGAAUAGACGAGAAUGGUGAGUCAUCACCCAAGAGAAAUGGAUAUCAUAGCCAUGGGGACAGCUCAAGUGCUGGCAGCAGCAGUUACUAUGGUGACAUAGAGGAUGUUGCCAAGGAUAUGUAUGAUUUGGCAAAUGGUGGAGAGGAUGCCAGACUUUAGACAGACCAGUUAUUUCCAAUUUUCUAGGUCUGAGAUGCACCAGAUUUCAAAAAAGUAUUGUCUCGUAACAAUAAAGGAAGAGUAAUGACUGAUUUGAAUCAGCAGAUGUUGAACAAUAAUCAAACUCUUUUUGACAGUGAAUCUUGAUAGCUUAGUGUACUGUGGUUGUAAAAUAUAGUUUAAUACAGUUCUUAAAUCAACAAGGCUCAAAAGUUUCAACUUGGCAUAAACAUACAUUACAUGUGGUGGUUAGUAGUGUAAUGACCAAUUUCUAGCAUUUUUGGAAGCUAAAAUGUCUGUUAAACAAAUCAGAGGAAGCAUGCAGCAUACAAAUUUUGAUAUACAACUUUUCAACAUCAUUCAAUAUCAUGGAGUAGCCAGAGGUAAAACUCCUCCAAAUCCAUGGAAAAGCUCAAUCUCUGACACAUAAUUUUGGUGCUGGUUAGAGUUCAUAUGCAAGGUAAUUUUAGCAACCUACCGGUAAUUCAUUGCUGCCACUUUCGACAAGAAUUUCUCAGCUCUUAAUCAAGGCUGGAUGAAAGUUUUUCAUUAUAAUAAUUACCAUCACCAUGAUUGUACAUUAAUAAUUUCUUAUUACCCCAUUUUUUAAGAAUAAGCUGUUACUGGACCA